AUGGAUGUCAAAGGUAAAACCAAAGAUAACGUUAAGGCAAGGAUGGAUAUUGCUUUAUAUUGUGAUCGUCCAACACUAGAAUUGGAGAACAAUGGCAACGGGAAAUGUGUGAAGCCGAAAGCACGAUAUACUCUUACUAUGAACCAAAAGAGAGAAGUAUGUGAGUGGGUACAAGGUCUUAAACUUCCAGAUGGAUAUGGUUCUAACUUGGGCUUGUGUGUUGAUUGGAAAUCUUAUACGUUGCAACAUAUGAAGAGUCACGACAAUCAUGUUUUCAUGGAAAGUGCUUAUGUGUCGUCUUUGGAUGUCAACUUCAGCAGCAUGGAGGUUUCUAAACAAGUGGAAUCAAACUUUGUCAAUUGGUUCCGCGAAUAUGUACAUAAUCCUGUUAAUAAUAUCCAGGAUCCACUUUUAUACAACCUAGCUUGGGGUCCUUUACACCGAGUGGAGACUUUCUCAGCUUACUAUGUGAAUGGCUAUUGUUUUCACACUUCCUCGCGAGCUGAAGAUCGAAAAACAAAUAAUUCUGGAGUCGUUCUAUCUGGAGAAGAAGGUUUAUAUCAUGGAAUCGUGGAAGAAAUUCUUGAGAUAGUCUAUCCUGGAAUGCCAAGAAAAAAGUUAGCACUUUUUAAUUGCAAGUGGUUCGAUCCAUCAACAUUGGGCACCAGGAUUUCCCCACAUGGGCUUGUUGAAGUAAAAUCAAAUAGAAUUUAUAAGGGGAAAGAUACUUUUAUAUUUGCUCAACAAGCCGAGCAAGUAUAUUUUACACAGUAUCCCAACUCGAAUCGUGGUAUGAGAGAUUGGCUUGCAGUUAUUAAGACAAGAGCAAGGAUAAUCCAGUCGUGUGAUGCGCCAUACCAAGAGGAUAAUGGUUCAGAUCCUAGAGAAGUUUCUUGUGAAGAUGAUAUUCAAGUUUCAUUAAGGGAUUUCAAUGAUCUAGGCGAUGAAGUUGAACUUGAUCAUAAUGCUAAUGUCGUAAAUGAUAUCUCUGAUGAUGAAGUAGAAAAGGAUUUUGGAGAAGAAGAAGAUUUUGAAGAAGAAGAAGAAGAAGAAGAAGAAGAAGAAGAAGAAGAAGAAGGAGAAGAAGAAGAAUAUGAUGAUGAAAUGGAAGAAGAUCUUUAA
Molecule: messenger RNA, 1122 nt
Organism: Striga hermonthica
Lineage: Eukaryota; Viridiplantae; Streptophyta; Magnoliopsida; Lamiales; Orobanchaceae
Source: the annotation of a GenBank genome assembly